AUGCUGCUAAUUUGGACACUCUCGCUGCUCCUGGGGGCAGUGACAGGAAAAGAAAUCUGCUACUCGAGGUUGGGUUGCUUCAGCGACGACUCCCCAUGGGCAGGAACUGUGGAAAGACCCCUCAAAAUACUGCCCUGGAGUCCAGAAGAUAUCAACACCCGUUUCCUCCUGUACACUAAUGAAAAUCCAGACAACUUUCAAGUAAGAGAACUCACUGCUGAUCAACCAACUAUCCAGAGCUCCAAUUUCAAAACAAAUAGAAAAACCCGCUUCAUUAUCCAUGGAUUCAUAGACAAGGGAGAAGAAAGCUGGCUGAGCAAUAUGUGCAAGAACUUCUUUGAGGUGGAGAGUGUGAACUGCAUCUGUGUGGACUGGAAAGGUGGUUCCCGAACCGGGUACACACAGGCCUCCCAGAACAUCCGGGUUGUGGGGGCAGAAGUGGCCUAUUUUGUUGAGGUUCUCCAGUCGAACUUCAGGUACUCGCUUUCCGAUGUGCACAUCAUCGGCCACAGUCUGGGUGCCCACACUGCCGGGGAGGCUGGAAGGAGAUUAAAUGGGGCUGUUGGGCGAAUCACAGGACUGGACCCUGCUGAGCCUUGCUUUGAGGGCACACCCGAAUUGGUCCGACUAGACCCCAGUGACGCCAGUUUUGUGGAUGUCAUUCACACGGAUGCUGCACCUAUAAUCCCCAACUUGGGGUUUGGAAUGAGCCAAACUGUGGGCCACCUGGACUUCUUUCCAAAUGGAGGAAUACAAAUGCCCGGAUGUAAGAAGAACAUUCUUUCUCAGAUUGUUGACAUAGACGGGAUCUGGGAAGGAACACGUGACUUUGUAGCCUGUAAUCACCUGAGAAGCUACAAGUAUUACUCUGAUAGCAUCCUCAACCCUGAUGGCUUUGCUGGGUUCUCUUGUGUCUCUUAUGACAGUUUCUCUGCAAACAAGUGCUUUCCCUGUCCAAGUGAAGGCUGCCCGCAGAUGGGUCAUUAUGCUGAUAGAUUUCCUGGGAAAACCAGUGGAGUGGGUCAGGAAUUUUAUCUAAACACCGGUGAUAUGUCUAAUUUUGCCCGUUGGAGGUACCAGGUGUCUGUCACACUGUCAGGAAAGAAAGUUACAGGGCACAUUCUAGUUGCUUUAUAUGGAAAUAAUGGAAACUCUAAGCAGUAUGAAGUUUACACGGGCUCUCUCGAACCAGACAGCACUCAUUCCAAUGAGUUUGAUUCAGAUGUGAAUGUUGGGGAUGUGCAGAAGGUUAAAUUUAUUUGGUAUAACAAUAUAAUCAAUCCAACUCUACCCAAAGUGGGAGCAUCCAAGAUCAAAGUGGAAAGAAACGAUGGAAAAGUGUUCAACUUCUGUAGUGAAGAAACCGUGAGGGAAGAUGUUCUGCUCACCCUCAACCCAUGUUAGGAGCCUGCUGAUGUGUGACCGCUGAAUCUUAUUGCUCGUAAAAUCUAGUGUUGACUCAAGGC
Messenger RNA from Choloepus didactylus (southern two-toed sloth), 1466 nucleotides. Its product is annotated as pancreatic triacylglycerol lipase. Gene Ontology annotation, biological process: lipid metabolic process. Gene Ontology annotation, molecular function: protein binding; triacylglycerol lipase activity. The coding region runs from base 1 to 1404 and encodes 467 amino acids. The transcript is spliced from 12 exons. Lineage: Eukaryota; Metazoa; Chordata; Mammalia; Pilosa; Megalonychidae. The record is from RefSeq and is a predicted model, not a curated record.